Molecule: messenger RNA, 10107 nt
Organism: Coregonus sp. 'balchen'
Lineage: Eukaryota; Metazoa; Chordata; Actinopteri; Salmoniformes; Salmonidae
Source: the annotation of a GenBank genome assembly
AUGACCAACAUCUGCUUCAGUGAGAGGCACGCCAUUGUGGGUGUGGCCUUCACCUGGAUCAUGGCUCUCACCUGCGCUGUGCCUCCAUUGUGUGGCUGGUCCAGGUAGGUCACCCUCCAAAUACUAGUCUUACUUUAAGAAAUGGGCUGAUGGCUGGUAGAUCUCAGGGGCAAUACUUCAGUAUAAUACAUAUAAGAUUUUAAAACAAAAAUAUGAGGUGUGUACGGUUGCGUGUGUGUGUGUGUAUAGGUACAUCCCAGAGGAUAUGCAGUGUUCCUGUGGAAUUGACUACUAUACCCCAAAGCCUGAGCUCGGCAACACCUUGUUCGUCAUCUACAUGUUCACCCUCCACUUCUCCAUCCCUCUGGUCAUCGGCUUCUGCUACGGCCGUCUGCUCUGUACCGUCCACACGGUACGACCACACACACUGUCACUGAAGACCAGUAUACACAGGACUACUACAUCUCCAGUUAGGGCUCAUGUCAAAACACUUUUGUGUGUGUGUCCAUCCAUUCAGAUGGCAGCCCUGCAGCAGGAGUCAGAGACCACUCAGAGGGCAGAGAAGGAAGUGACCCGUAUGGUGAUCGCCAUGGUCAUCACGUUCCUGAUAUGCUGGCCCUGUCAUAAUGACCAUCCCAGCCUUCUUUGUCAAGAGUGCUGCCCUCUACAACCCAGUCAUCUAUAUUCUACUCAACAGACGGGUAACCCAGGCAGAGUGUGUGUGUGACGGUAUUUAGCUUUGCGUGUAAGUGAUAUUGUGUGUGUCUGUCUCUCCUCCCUUCUCCAGUUCAGGAACUGCAUGUUGACCACGGUGUGUUGCAGGAAGAACCCCUUCGGUGAAGAGGAGACCUCCACCGCCUCCUCCAAAACACAGGCCUCUUCUAUCUCCGCCAGCCAGGUCGACUCUGCCUGACCUACGACCCGUAGAAGUAGCAGUUUCGUUGUUUUUAUUUAGGCGAUGAGGGUGUAACUGCGUUGUAUCUGUCAAAUCAGCAAGCGAUUCCCGACGGCAUACUUAUUGCGGACAUUGCCAUUGGAUGCGCCAAGUCACAUUAGUAAUGAUCCCAUGCAGCCUUCUUACAAGUUUGAACACUGGAAUGUGUGUUGUUAUCUACACCUCGAUUAUGUCGAAAUUAAUCCUUAUUAUUUUGUUUAAUGAUUUAAUUUUAGUGUUAUUAUUUCUAUAUAGCCUACACUUUCUCUUUCUGAACUUCUAAUGUGAGUGGGACGGGUGUGGCGUCGUGACAAUGACCAGACGAGCAGCCGCUCUGAUUUGACAGCUCUAAAUCAGUUACAUCUCCGACACCGCCAAAACACCAGUUAUGCGGGUGUCAGCUAUCGCUGGUUACCGCUCAAGCUGAUUGAAUCUAGGCCUUAGUCAUGUAGUGAAACCCUCUAAAACCACCUUUUAAAUUGGUUUAGAUUGUGCCUUCCAUUAUUGUUGAGGAAAGCUCUCCCUGGUUUCUGUGUCUUUACCAUGAUGAGGCUGAGCUGGUUAGCUCUUAACCCUUGGCUCGUGUGUGUGUCUGUGUCUGUGUCUGUGUGUGAAGCUCUGGAGACAUGACUAUUGUUAAUACUGUAAAGGUUAAGAUGGUACAUGUGACUUGGAAAUAAAGUUGUUAAAUAUCCUGUAAUAGAAAUGACCUGUUUCUUUCAUAUAGGAGCAUUUCCAGUACUAGUGUUUCUGAAAAAGUCCAGACGGCCAUUGGGUUGUUGGGUGGAAUGCACAACCAGUCAAGAUAGUACUAACAAAACACUCCAUUGCUGCCCAGUGGUUUACAAAAGUCACUUUGCUGAAACGUUCUAAGUUUGCAUAGGACUUACUAGGUAUUGAUGAAAACAGAAAUUUGAAUAUUGGUACGAAAGAAAAAUGUCAUAACAUUUUAUAUCGUAUUAUAGUUCUGUAAUAGCAUUUAUUUUCAAACUCUGACAAUAGUCAUUUUGGCAUCACAAGUACAGUCACGUCAGACAGUUGUCCCUCUUUUAUUAACUGAAGGUCAUAGUUUUACUAUAAAGGUCCCUCUUGGUCAUAAUCUACCUUCAUUCUCAGUCACAACACAGAUCAACCUGCCUUCACAUAAAGACAUCACAUGUAAUUCUUCCCAUUGAACUACACGACAUCUGAUCCAACAGAGUUCAGUGUCUUUGCGAGCAGGUCUGUGGCACAUGAAACAUUACCUAAAUAAAUCCUCUCAAUAAUACUCUCUACUCCUCCAGAACCCAUCACCAACCUGCAAAGCACAUUGAGACGUGUAGUUCAAAGCACCGUUGGAGUUCUUUGCCAUUUCCACCAAUCAAACCUGAGAACCGUGCAGGUUGUAAGAAGAUGGGAAGAGUUUCUCAUUCACAUAUCGUUGAACAGGCCACUCAGAAAACAGAACAGAUCUAUAAAUAUUGCUAUGGACAUUUAUAAUACAGUACAGUGCAUCAUUGGCUCAUCCCCCAACAGAAGGGGGGGUCAGUGCAUAAGAUGGCCGCCAGGGCUCCAGGUCCCAGAGGCUGUGACAUCAUCCAGAAUAAGGCCCAUCUCCCAGUGCCUCCCUCUCUAACUCCACUAUGCUUCAGGUAAAAGCAGUGUGAACCCAGAGUGAGAUCCAAGCCAGGUGUGAACAGGCAAGAUACCAGAUUAGGUUGAUAUCCAAGUGUGAGUGGAAGAGUCAACACAGACACCCUUACCCAGACAAAGACAGAAUCCAGAGAUUCUGCAUUUGAUAUAAAGGACGUGGGUUUCAAUUCAGUAUCUCAAGCAAUCGCUCAGUCCAAGGUACGUUUCUUAGGUUAAUCCAUGGUACAGUGCUCUCAAUCAGGUUUCUGAGGCAGUCUUGGGUUGAGGUGUUAAAGUAAAGCUCAAGCUGCCAUCUCUUCAGUCUUAAAGCAAAAUAUUUCUCAAAGCAAAUAGUUCCUUUCUGUCUUUGGGCUCUAUAAACUCUAUAGACAGAAGGGAUAUUUGGAGGGUAGACAGACAGGGGGUUUCCUAGAUCCUGUACCCCAGGUAGGGCGGAGGCAGCCUGGGGGUAUGGGGUGGAGGCUGGGUGGAGAGAGACUCAGGCCUCACUGCUGCACUCAUAGAUGUUGUCCUCCACCAGAGCAAUGACCUGCUCAAACUUGUGGUGCAGUUGAGUACGCUUCGCUGUGGGGUUGGACUCCAGAGCACUCACCACCUGAGAGAGAGAGAGAGCAUUCAGGCAAUAACCAAGCCAGCAACCUUAAAAAAACGUAUCUACCAACAGUUAGAGAAUGAGAGCUGGAGAGAGAGAUAGAGAAAGAAAUAGAAAGAGAGAAAGACUACUUUCAGUAGCCCUCAAGCGUUCUACAGCAUAGCACAGAAACUCAACCACCUGCCAGGACAGAGAAAGAGAGUACUUCAGCAGUUCUUCAGCCUUCACGCAUGCCUCUCCCCCCACAAAAGCCUUUCCUGUUCACAAACUAUUUACAAAACCAACAUCUGCGCUGCCUUUCAUGCCUGAUAGUUGUCAUGCGUUCAGUGGGUGUUACUGGCAGCGUGUGCCCUGCGAGACGGCUGAGUGAGAGAAUGUGUAAUCAGGGGUGAUUCAUAGAGAGUACCAGGGAAACCUCUGAACCCCUAGUGUCUGCUGGUCCAGUAAGAUGGCAGUGAACAGCUAAACACUGUUAUGAUGAGGGCCCUCCAUUAACACACACAAUCAGUGUCUCAACAACUCCACGGAACAGUGUGUGUGUGUAUGUAUGGGGGCUGUCAUUUAACCGAUAGGGGUGGUUGAUGAUGAGGUAAAGGUUGUGGUGGCAGAGAGUUGAGAAGAGGAUGCCACAAGCCCUGUGCUGUUGGCUAUGUAUUUGGUUGAGGAGGUUUAAGAGCAUUUUCCACGACAAUAGUUUGGGUGUUUAUUUGGUGUGGGUAUAGAGGGAUAUUUUGGGUUUUGGGUGGUUCUUUAGUGAGUAGGGGAGGGCUGAGUGGGUGCUCUAGAAGAGAAGGAGAGAGAGAGAGAGAGAGAGAGAGAGAGCGGAGAGGAGGAGAGAGAGAGAGAGAGAGAGAGAGAGGAGAGAGAGAGAUAGAGACGCAGAUAGCAGUAGCGAGAGAGAGAGAGAGCGAGCAGUCGAAAGACGAGGAUAAGAGAGCGAGAGAGCAUCGAGUAGAUCGAGCGUCGGCCUCUCCAGUAUCUCUCUUAGCUCUCUCUCUCUCUCUCUCUAUCUCUCUCGCUUUCUCUCUCGUAUCUGUCUCUCUCUCAGCUCUCUAUCUCUCUUCUCCUCUAUAUGCUUCUCGCUAUAUCUAUCUCUGAGAUAGGGCCAGUUUAAAGAAGUGUCAAACAGCUCAUCCGUGGGCGCGAUAGGGGAUCUUACCUGGGUCCUGUAUUUCUUGGCGUAUUUGUAGAUCUCCGUCAAGGCCAGGUUGGUGUUGAACUCAUUUCUGUAUUUCUGUGAAACGGAAAACAGUGUGAGCGUUUCGUUACAAUAUAAAUCUGUCAAACUUCAUGAAAAAGCAAUAGACAGAUAUAUAGAUUCAGUGGUGUAGCAUGGUUAAAUGCAGAGACAGUCCACCACCAAGGCUAACACAUUACAUCUAUCAAUCAAUUAAUUCAUCAUUUUAUUGAUCUGCCACCCCUCUCUCACCCAUGACUCCUCGGCCAAGUGGGCGUUCAUCUCCUGCUCACUCAAGGGCGCCAUCUCAUGGAUCUGUUUGUAGUAGCACUGUACCCUCUUCUUGUACUCUGGGAUCUCCUUGGCAUACAGCAGCUUGUUGGUGGGAGAGUCCUGAAACCAGAGAAGAAGUCCUCUUUAGUCAAAGUAACCUCCAUUGAACUGGUUCCUUUAGUGCUCAACCAAACCACAUUUACCACUCUCCUGACCACACCUGUGUAUGGUCAGUGAAUAGUUUAUAAGCACUACCUGUGUAUGGCUGUCAGAUUGUUUUCAGUAUGACUGUGCGAAGUCCAGUCCAAGGGGCCAGGGUUCCAGUCUAGAAGCACGCUUUCGACUGCACCUACAGACUUGCUUCGGUACUGCAGUUUAACUGAUGUCCGGCCCAGAAAGACAAUUUAUUCCCAUAGAGGGCCUCAUAGAGAAGUGAGAUUUCAAAAUUCCUAAUAAGACCAUUUAGUCAUCACCUUUGAGUACAAAACAUCCAGCCGAAGCUAUUACAAUUAUAUAUUCAUCCAAUGUCUGUCAUGUUUUGGGAUUUCGUCGCUGCUCGUGCUGCUCCCUGUGCACACUGAGUGCUAGUGCAUUUGUCAGUUGGGCAGAGUAAACCGGAUGCAACCCGGAUAUAGACGGUCUAUGAAUCUGUGUAUGCGAACGUGAGUAGAAUACAUUGAAAACAACGGUCGACCAUCUUAGACGCUGUCUAGUUCUUUUAUAGCUCAGUGGUCCAGUCUAGCACCAGUGUAUGGUGAGGGUGGUCGAUGGUCAUUGAGUUGUUAACAUGACUGUGGGCAGCAUGUUCUGUGGUAAUAGUGUGGUUGGUCUAUGGAAGCUUCUCUAAUGUCAAACAUGUAAAGUGUGGUGUACCGCAUGGCAGCUCUCUAGGCCCUCUACUCUUUUCUAUUUUUAUCAAUGACCUGCCACUGGCAUUAAACAAAGCAUGUGUGUCCAUGUAUGCUGAUGAUUCAACCAUAUAUGCAUCAGCAACCACAGCUAAUGAAGUCACUGAAACCUUUAAAAAAAGAGUUGCAGUCUGUUUUAAUAAACUGGUCCUGAACAUCUCUAAAACUAAGAGCAUUGUAUUUGGUACAAAACAUUCCCUAAGUUAUACACCUCAGCUGAAUCUGGUAAUGAAUGGUGUGGCUGUUGAAAAAGUUGAGGAGACUAAAUUACUUGGUGUUACCUUAGAUUGUAAACAGUCAUGGUCAAAAAUAUAGAUUCAAUGGUUGUAAAGAUGGGAAGAGGUCUGUCCGUAAUAAAGAAAUACUCUGCCUUUUUGACACCACACUCCAAAAAGCAAGUCCUGCAGGGGUCUUUUCACAGUCCACAAAUACAAGAAAGCAUACAGUAUUAUAUAGAGGCAAUAUUGCAUGGAAAAAAACUAUAAAGCAACACCUCACGGCACAACGCCUCUCCCCUAUUUGACCUAGAUAAUUUGUGUGUAUCUAUUGAUAUAUUGGCUACGUGUGCCUUUUUAUAAUUGAUGUAGUUCAAGCCUUGAGCUAUUCUUGUCUAUUAAUGUUCUGUAUUAUGUCAUGUUUCAUGUUUUGUGUGGACCCCAGGAAGAGUAGCUGCUGCUUUUGCAACAGCUAAUGGGGAUCCUAAUAAAAUACCUAAAAAUCUACAGUUGGUGUAUGGUCCAUGGUCACAGCGAGUGGUUGGUGUUAUCAGCGUGUGGUAGGUCAGCACCUCCCUGUGCUGAGACAAUGAAAGAGGGCCCAGUGUUUCCUCUCCUCACAAUAGGAAAGUUAAACAACCAGGCCAGACAUAACAAACCAUAUCCACAGAAAACCAGGCCAGACAAUUUUGUAAAUUUAUUUUACCCUUAUUUUACCAAGUAAGUUGACUGAGAACACAUUCUCAUUUACAGCAAAGACCUGGGGAAUACUUACAAGGGAGAGGAGGCAAUGAAUGAGCCAAUUGGAAGACAUAACAAACCAUGUCCUCAGCCACAGAGAACCAGGCCAGACAUAACAAACCAUGUCCUCAGCCACAGAGAACCAGGCCAGACAUAACAAACCAUGUCCACAGCCAUAGAGAACCAGGCCAGACAUAACAAUCCAUAUCCACAGCCACAGAGAACCAGGCCAGACAUAACAAUCCAUCAUUUUACUUACAUCUGCUACUGACAGCAUUUACAAUGGUACUGAAAGCAUUAUUCAAUCACUAAGAAAGGUUCACUUGUAAGGUAUUAGGUUGAGCAUUCAGACAUCUAUGCAUUUGCGAGUGUGUGUGUGUGUGUGUGUGUGUGUGUGUGUGUGUGUGUGUGUGUGUGUGUGUGUGGUAUCGCGCCUAGGAAGCCACUGUCCCUCCUCCUGAUAGGGAUCCCUCUCUUCCUGUCCGCAAGGUCAUUUCCUGUGGUUCCUCCAUCUGCCUGGUGACCCCCUGUGACCCCUAACCCCCCCCCCCCCCCGCCACCAGAUAAGGUUUCUGUGGAAAAAGCUCAGUUUACGAGCCUUCUCUCAACCAUGCAGAGCAACGGCUAAUCCAGAUCCCUUACUGACCUGUCCUGUCCCCUGACCAACACACACACACACAAUGGUUAAUCCAGUCCUUUGCUGCCCUGCUCUUCCUAUGCUGACCACUCAAGUAGAGAAAAAAGUUUAGCAACACCUUAACACCUGUCUCCACUCAGACAGUCUAAUACCUUUCUGUCCUAUCUAAAGAACAGAAAACAUAUAUACACAGACAGCACAGCUGAGGACACCAGGUCUUCCCAAUAACAGGAUGAGCAUCUGGAUGUUUUACAGUGCCAUGGUGUGUGUGUUUCUGUAUAUUACAUGUUUGAGGUGUGUGCAAUAGCUUUCUGGCAAUGAACAAGUGGAAUAAAUCAGAAUGCUUUGGUUUCAUCUGAAAGAGCAGCAUUAUUUGAAAGUAUCUCUGGAGAGGACGUCAGUCAAAGAGACAGGAAGCAGAGUGUAUGCUAGGGGUCACAGCUUCUGAAGGAUGAGACUGUUUGUGGGGAGUGAGGACACUGAAACACACACACACACACUUUGAAGAGUGAAUUCCUGGUGCCCAUGACCUUGGCUGAGCAGACUGGGCUGAAAUAUCAUGAAGAGAGGUAGACAGACUGACUGGAGAGAGGAGGGGAAGGGGGUUGGCAGGGACUGGUGAGGAAUGCGGAGAUAGGUGAUGACAGUGAGGGUCAUUUUGGGAAAGUGUGUGUGUGUGUGUGUGUGUGUGUGCGUGUACGUGUGUGUUUAAGUGUAGGUGUAAAUUCUGUAUACUGUAUGUUUGGUUUGCUGAAACAGCCACUAUUCUAUCUGGGGUCCACACAAAAACUUGACAAGUAACAAAACACGGAUACACUGACAAACAAGAACAGUCACACAAAUUUUUUAUACAACGAUAUAUGAACAAUACAACUAAAGAAUAAUGUGUGUGUAGAUUGUGUGUGUUAGAGUGUGACAGAGUGUGAUAGAGUGUGUUAGAGUGUGUCUGCAAGUGUGUCAUUUCACAGUUCCUAUUGUGAAAUUACACAAUAGGUAAUUUUGCUGUUUGCUUGAGUAGUUGGAGAUGGAAGGGAGUUCCAUGCGAUCAUGGCUCUGUUUAAUACUGUGCGUUACCAUGAAUUAGUUUUGGACUUGGAAAAACGCAUGUCAAAAAUGUUAUGAAUUGAUUUGCAUUCUAAUAAGGUAAAUAAAUACUUGACCCCUCUGCAAAACAUGACUUAGUACUUGGUGGCAAAACCCUUGUUGGCAAUCAGAGGUCAGACGUUUCUUGUAGUUGGCCACCAGGUUUGCACACAUCUCAGGAGGGAUUUUGUACCACUCCUCUUUGCAGAUCUUCUCCAAGUCAUUAAGGUUUCAAGGCUGACGUUUGGCAACUCAAACCUUCAGCUCCCUCCACAGAUUUUCUAUGGGAUUAAGGUCUGGAGACUGGCUAGGCCACUUCAGGACCUUAAUGUGCUUCUUCUUGAGCCACUCCUUUGUUGCCUUGGCCGUGUGUUUUGCGUCAUUGUCAUGCUGGAAUACCCAUCCACGACCCAUUUUCAAUGCCCUGGCUGAGGGAAGGAGGUUCUCACCCAAGAUUUGACGGUACAUGGCCCCGUCCAUCGUCCCUUUGAUGCGGUGAAGUUGUCCUGUCCCCUUAGCAGAAAAACAUCCCCAAAGCAUAAUGUUUCCACCUCCAUGUUUGAUGGUGGGGAUGGUGUUCUUGGGGUCAUAGGCAGCAUUCCUCCUCCUCCAAACACGGCGAGUUGAGUUGAUGCCAAAGAGCUAAAUUUUGGUCUCAUCUGACCACAACACUUUCACCCAGUUCUCCUCUGAAUCAUUCAGAUGUUCAUUGGCAAACUUCAGACGGGCCUGUAUAUGUGCUUUCUUGAGCAGGGGGACCUUGCGGGCGCUGCAGAAUUUCAGUCCUUCACAGCGUAGUGUGUUACCAAUUGUUUUCUUGGUGACUAUGGUCCCAGCUGCCUUGAGAUCAUUGACAAGAUCCUCCUGUGUAGUUCUGGGCUGAUUCCUCACCGUUCUCAUGAUCAUUGCAACUCCACGAGGUGAGAUCUUGCAUGGAGCCCCAGGCCGAGGGAGAUUGACAGUUCUUUUGUGUUUCUUCCAUUUGCGAAUAAUCGCACCAACUGUUGUCACCUUCUCACCAAGCUGCUUGGCGAUGGUCUUGUAGCCCAUUCCAGCCUUGUGUAGGUCUACAAUCUUGUCCCUGACAUCCUUGGAGAGCUCUUUGGUCUUGGCCAUGGUGGAGAGUUUGGAAUCUGAUUGAUUGAUUGCUUCUGUGGACAGGUGUCUUUUAUACAGGUAACAAACUGAGAUUAGGAGCACUCCCUUUAAGAGUGUGCUCCUAAUCUCAGCUCGUUACCUGUAUAAAAGACACCUGAGAGCCAGAAAUCUUUCUGAUUGAGAGGGGGUCAAAUACUUAUUUCCCUCAUUAAAAUGCAAAUAAAUUUAUAACAUUUUUGACAUGCGUUUUUCUGGAUUUUUUUGUUGUUAUUCUGUCUCUCACUGUUCAAAUAAACCUACCAUUACAAUUAUAGACUGAUCAUUUCUUUGUCAGUGGGCAAACGUACAAAAUCAGCAGGGGAUCAAAUACUUUUUUCCCUCACUGUGUAAUGUGUGUGUGUCUCACCUUGCCCAGCUGCAGGUCUGAAACAGAGCAGGCGUCUAUGAAGGCCUGGGCGAUGACAGACAGACAGGCGUCCAUGUGGUCCGUCUUUUCAAUGUCAAACACAAACUGAGGGUUCUUCAGGAUGUUCACCCAGAAACGCAGAGGUAAACUAAAGAGACGAGACAACAUUAUGUAAGCUUCAGGAACAUCUUGCAUUAUGGAUACUGUACUGCAUCAUGCUACAUUGAUGAGUAGAUGAUUAGAUGUAUCUAGUUCCCCUAGCUACCAGUUCGUCUUCCAGAUGUGCAGGGUGUCGGGGUCGGUGAUGCCCCUCUUGUCCGCCUGCUCCUCCAGGAAGUCAAAGAAGUAUUUGAUGGCCAGUGGCGGACGCUCUGCAGGAAUACUGAGGAUGGCCUGGAACAGGUCGUCUAG